Molecule: messenger RNA, 2084 nt
Organism: Elgaria multicarinata webbii
Lineage: Eukaryota; Metazoa; Chordata; Lepidosauria; Squamata; Anguidae
Gene: PRKAB1
Product: protein kinase AMP-activated non-catalytic subunit beta 1
Exons: 8
Coding region: 138-947 (269 amino acids)
Biological process (GO): signal transduction
Cellular component (GO): nucleotide-activated protein kinase complex; cytoplasm; nucleus
Molecular function (GO): protein kinase binding
Source: RefSeq, a predicted model, not a curated record
GGGAGAAGGCGGAAGUAGCGGCGGUUGCUGAGGAAGCCCUGAGGCGAGAGUAGCGGAGCCAGUAGCCGCGGCUGAUUGUUUUGGAACGUAAUUAAUUGCGGUAAUUGGUGGUGGCUGCCUUCAGAACCUAAGCAGCAAUGGGGAACACAAGCAGCGAACGUGCUGGAGUGGAACGCCAGGGAGGCCAUAAGACUCCUCGAAGAGACAGCUCUGGGAAGGAUGGAGACAGGCCGAAGAUCUUGAUGGACAGCCCUGAAGACGCCGACUUGUUCCAUUCUGAGGAAAUAAAGGCUCCCAUGGAGAAAGAAGAAUUCCUGGCUUGGCAGCAUGAUGUGGAGGUGAAUGAUAAAGCUCCCACUCAAGCACGGCCAACUGUCUUUCGCUGGACCGGAGGUGGCAAGGAGGUUUUUUUAUCCGGCUCUUUUAACAACUGGAGCAAGCUUCCACUUACACGGAGCCACAAAAACUUUGUAGCCAUCCUUGAUCUCCCAGAAGGCGAACACCAGUAUAAGUUCUAUGUGGAUGGUCAGUGGACACACGAUCCGGCGGAGCCUGUAGUAACCAGCCAGCUGGGGACUGUCAACAAUGUUAUUCAGGUGAAGAAAACAGACUUCGAAGUAUUUGAUGCUUUAAUGGUGGACUCGCAAAAGUGUUCUGACAUGUCUGAGCUGUCAAGUUCACCCCCUGGACCCUACCACCAGGACCCCUACAUUUGUAAGCCUGAAGAGCGAUUCAAGUCUCCCCCCAUUCUUCCGCCACACCUACUGCAGGUCAUCCUAAACAAAGACACUGGGAUUUCGUGUGACCCCGCUCUGCUUCCUGAGCCUAACCAUGUAAUGUUGAAUCACCUCUAUGCGCUUUCCAUCAAGGAUGGGGUGAUGGUGCUCAGUGCCACCCACCGUUACAAGAAGAAAUAUGUGACCACCUUGCUGUAUAAGCCCAUAUGAAUCACGACUGGGCACCCGGACUGACAAAGCAACUGAGGGAACCAACCCAACGUGUGCCCUUUGAAACAGUAGCAGACUUGCUGUCAAAUCAUCCUGGGUUUUUUAAAUUUUUGUUUUAUUUAAAAGAGCCCCAGUUCGUUGAAUUGUUGCCCUGCGUGCUCUCUCUCUCUGGAUAAGGUAUACUCCGUUUUGCCAACGGAACGUGAACUGCUCUGCAAUCCCUGCCUGCAAAAAAUUGAGGACAGUCGAACCGCAGGGUACAUUUAGCUAAGUGUGGGAGUGUUUUUUUUAAAUCCUUGAAUAGGUCACUUGGAAUAGGCUACCGCUGCUGGUAGCAGGCACCCUUAAUCAUUAUGUUCCCUAAGUAGCAGUGCUUUUUCAUACGCCAAUCGUUGUAAGAGAGCCUUUUCUGCUCUAGCUCUUUUUGAACUGAGAUGCUAUUAUCACUUGUUCUUUAUAACUUCUCCCCCACACCCAAUAGUUGCCUCUGUAAUCCAGAUGUUUGCCACUCUUCAUACUGCUGGCAAAGCUAAUCCGCGUUUCUCACUUUCGUCAGAAAGUGCACUUGACUGUAACCGGCCCAGCAGAAUUCGGUUGGUGGGUCUCGCGUGCCUAGUAGCAGAACAUCAAAGUGGUUCGGCGAAUCCCAUGUUGCUGUAGGGCUUUGGCCCCUAGCUCACUGGCUCCUACUAGCCCAUCCCCUGCCACUGUUAAUCUCUUGGGAAUAGCUUGUGGUCCGUCCGUCCCCUACAGCUAUUCUAAAUCAUGGGAAGAUCCAUUAUUUCUUCAGGGGGCAGAGGUAACAGCUGACCAAGGGACCAGCCCAGCUGUGAGUCUGUUGCCCACCUCUUUCCCCUCCCAGGCUGAUGAAUGUGUCAAGGCCCUAGGGGUUCCCAAGUCUCCUAAGGAGUGUGCCUUUUAGCCAACGGAGCCAACGUGGUUUUGCCCCCCGAUUUCACAGCAAUCCUCAGAAGCCUUCCAGCAGUCCUGUUGCUUUGAGUAGCUAAAUGGGGGUAUCACUAUGCAUAUUUCAGAGUGCUUUGAGAAAAGUAUUUCACAUCCACUCUAAUCUGUAUCUGCUCUUAUUAUUGGUCCUCUUCAGAAAUGAGUUUUUAUAAAUAAAUAUAUGGAAUAAAA